AUGGGUGUCGUCGAAAAGGGAGAUACCAUCUACAUUCCAGCCAACACAAUCACCGAGCACAAGGUGAAAGUCGAAUGGCAACAAAAUCUCGCCCACAAAACCCAAGAUUACUAUUCCGUGCCUUUCUUCAACAAGACUCAGGGAGAUGAGCAAGGCGUAAUCUUCAUCUCAACUGCCUACCUCGACGAGUUUAAGGCCAAGAAGACAGGUGGUGAAGACCUCACCAUCGUCGUUGACGAGUCUUUCCAGUAUGGGCAGAACAAAGAGAAGACUACGCGUUGGUUGGCUUUCCACGAUAAGAGCAUGAAAGCUUUCCAGUGGAGAUUUGUUGCCAGUGCCAAACAAGCGUUCGGAGACAAAUUGUCAUCAUUUGCUGGCGGAUUCCUCAAGACGUAUAUCAUGGUUGAUAUCAGUGCCCUGUCCGGCUUUCUCGGUGACCCUCUUCGCAACUUCUAA
Glarea lozoyensis ATCC 20868 is the source of this 456-nucleotide messenger RNA. RefSeq lists its product as uncharacterized. NCBI's taxonomy places the organism in Eukaryota, Fungi, Ascomycota, Leotiomycetes, Helotiales, Helotiaceae. The transcript has 3 exons. The record is from RefSeq and is a predicted model, not a curated record. Bases 1 to 456 code for a protein of 151 amino acids.